AUGCCUGGCUGUGAAAAUGGUAAGAAACCACUGCAGCAGCCCAAGAAGCAAGCCAAGGGGACGGACGGUGAAGAUAAGUCAUUCAAGCAGAAACAGAAAGAGGAGCAAAAGGAACUUGAGAAGCUAAACAUGAUGGCUACAGGGAAGGGUCCCCUGGUCACUGGUGGAAUUAAGAACUCUGGCAAAAAGUAA
This is a messenger RNA of Lontra canadensis (Northern American river otter), 192 nucleotides long. Its product is annotated as translation machinery-associated protein 7-like. The transcript has a single exon. The record is from RefSeq and is a predicted model, not a curated record. Lineage: Eukaryota; Metazoa; Chordata; Mammalia; Carnivora; Mustelidae. The coding region runs from base 1 to 192 and encodes 63 amino acids.